UCCGCCAGCGACGCACUCGCAAUCACACUCACAAACCGCAGGCGAAGAAGUAACCAUGGCGUAAACAAGUGCGUACCUAUAAAAGCACGUCGAUCAGUAUGUUUUUAUUCACAACCUGACUGUUUGUGACUGCUACUUUUAAUUCUGUAGUAACAAAUGAUUAAAGUAUCGGUUGAUGAGCCCGGUCGCCGUUGAGUUGAGCCACUGAAUGGCGAAGAGAAGAGCGAGACUAAGCGGCUAAGCUGAAGCUGCGCUUCCUACAUGAUACGACGUCAGUGUAUUUACGUUCAUAUCUGCGGCUAAAUAAACGUGCCGUACUAAGUAGAAGGCGGAUUUGGGCAUACAACUCGAUUUAAUCAAGGAUACGACCGGUUAGCAGAGUGUAAAUCAACGUAAACUGAAGCGCUGCUGCGUGUUAGCUGGGCCAAAUAAUCACACUUUGAGACUGUUCUGACAGAUAAAUAUGGCCACAGGCUCUAGUUUCUCGAACGGAUCGAGAAACGGACCGUCGUUCACAGCAUCAACACCGUCAUCUUCCACAUCAGGAGUACCGGGACAGGCUCAGCCCAUGGUUGCGGUUUGGGAAUGGCUGGAUGAUCUGGGUUUAUGGAGGCCCUACACCGGACAGGUGAGCUGCUAUAUCGAGCGUUGUCUCCAGCAUCAGCAGCAGAGAGGAGCAUCUACAGCCAGCAGCAGCAUCUCUCUGGGACAGGCAGACCCCAGCCUGGCCGCGUACAUCAUAGACAUCCCCAACCUCCAGCAGUUCAGACAGGACACGGGAAAGAUGCGCUCCGUCCGCCGAAGCCUCUUCCCACAGUCCUCAGCACUGGGCAGUGGUGUUCUCUGGGAAUGGGCCAAUGAUGAAGGAGGAUGGACGGCGUACGAGAUACGAACAUCCAUUUUACUGGAGCACAGCUACCAGGCGGGUCAGGGAACAGCUGACCUGAGCUCGCACGGCUACAACUACAUCGUGGACCUCACCGCUCUAGAGCAGGUCAACAAGACGUCCAGUUACAGACGGCGCGUCAGGCGGCAGGGCAGCGUGCCGUACCCUCUCGCUUCAGGGUCGGUUAUUCAUUCGGGCCCGGCCUGUACCUGUCACCAGUGCGUGAGCAAUAGCAGCGCUGCUGGACCCAUGACGAGCCGAUCGCGGCACUCCUUCUCUGCCGGCCAGAUCAACCGGCCCAACAUACAGACCCAACACGGAAGACUUCCUGGAAGCAGCCCCUCUUCAGUCUAUUCGCCCUACCCUAGGAGACCUCUCUCAGUGGGGAAUCUGGUAUGGAACGCUCCGUGGCACGCCUCGACAUCUAUGGUACACGCUCCAGGACCCCCACAGGGUUUUGGACAUCAUACAAAUGGCUUAAGUGUUCCUACCGUUCCUCUGCAGCUGAACGGAUCCAGCAGCGUGAGCGCUGCCCUGGCAGGCAUGGCUUCCAUUUUGAUGUCAGCCGCAGGACUGGGAGUUCGCUUCAUGACAGCCCCCUUCUCCCAGCGUGGCUCCAGCAAUCCCACCAAAGCUCAGCCCAGCUCCGUUAAGAGGGCAAAGAGGCAGUCCAGGACAGCUCCGUCUCAGAAACCAGAAGAAGUCAUUAAGAAAUAUAUGGAGAAUGUGCCUCAUGUCCCGGAUGAGGACUGUAUUAUUUGUAUGGAACGCUUGUCUUGUCCGUCUGGUUAUGAGAUCCCUGUCGAGUGUUCUCCGUCUCUUCAGCCCAACACCGUGGGAAAGUUUAUGAAGUGUGCUCACACCUUUCACAUGCUCUGCAUGCUGGCCAUGUACAACAACGGUACCAAGGACGGAAGUUUGCAGUGCCCCUCGUGCAAGACAAUCUACGGUGAGAAGACCGGGACCCAACCGAAGGGCAAGAUGGAAAUCUACAGUAUACCUCAGUCUUUGCCUGGACACCCGGACUGCAGCACUAUACAAAUCAUCUACAAUAUCCCACCCGGACUACAGGGUCCUGAGCAUCCAAACCCAGGACAGCCAUACACAUGCAGAGGAUUCCCUCGAUUCUGUUUCCUUCCCGACAACGACAAAGGCAGAAAGGUGCUGGAGCUGCUGAAAGUGGCGUGGACGCGCCGCCUCAUCUUCACCGUGGGCAUCUCCAGCACCACGGGGGAACCGGACACCGUGAUAUGGAACGAGAUCCACCACAAGACGGAGAUGAUGUCCAACGUCUCCGGCCACGGCUAUCCGGAUCCCAACUACCUGGACAAUGUGCUCUCUGAACUGGCUUCGCAGGGCGUGACGGAGGAUUGCCUUAAACGAGACAGUCGAGGUGCUCAAGGUUCGGGGAUGUGAACGUACUUCACCCUUCACCAAACUUGAUUAAAAGGGAAACUGGAGUUACGCCGUUCAGCGGAGGUUUGCUGUGUCUGUCGUGUGGGCAAUGAAUGCAGUCAUGACACAUCCCUCAUUCAUUUCUUACUGUACGGUUGAGUCUGGAGUGUUAAUGGAGACACGGGCUUUGUGGUCAUUUUAACCUGCGCCGUAUGGUGAGGCAGCAGCUGGCUUGCGGUUUUGGAAGAGGCCGUGCCGUGUCUGUGCUUCGCAGAUAACAGCUCGUGUUGGUGGUGUAGACCGUUGAGGGGGACGUCUCGUCAGUCAUGUGCAUCUCAACACACGAUUCACUUCUGGAUAGACGUCCUUCCUGAUUGAAUAAAUGACAGCAACUGUGACAGUGGUCAUGAUACUAUUGCUGGGGAUCUGGCACAUUGCAAAGCAUUUGCUUAGAAAGGUAUAGAGUUUUUAUUGCACGUCAAUGCAAAUCAUACAUCUUUACUAGUACUGUAAAACGUACUGAUUCAGAAAUGAAAGGCACUUUUACAGAAUCUGCAUCUUUGAUUCAUAUUGUUUUACAGGUGUGAUAGAUUUCACUUGCUGCUAUUGUUUGUUUAAAUAAUCACAAAAGAUUUCCGAUUUUUUGGAUUCGGUUACAUCCACCUAUUUGGUUUUCUAUUGGAAUGAUUGAUUUUUGUUUUUCUUUAUAACCCAUGUGGUGAAUGAAUUUUAUCUAUAUUUAAAAAAGCAAGAACAUUCGCCAACACUAUGGAGUUGUAACGUGACGAUGUGUUAAUUCUUGUUUAAAUCGCAGUUUUAGCUCUUGAAAUUAGGUGUAGAAGUGCGAUUCCACAGCAUUCUUUUUGGGGUGACAAUCAGCAGUGACAUUGAGCUCCAUUAUUCACGAGUCUGGAGACAUUCGUUCAUCUCAUUAAUCAAUACGGGAUGUUUGAGUUUUACAAUGUAUGCAACUGUAUAUAGAAAUAUAUAUUCAACUUCUAAUCGGCAAUAAACAUGAACAAACUCCAUACA
Molecule: messenger RNA, 3313 nt
Organism: Triplophysa rosa
Lineage: Eukaryota; Metazoa; Chordata; Actinopteri; Cypriniformes; Nemacheilidae
Gene: dtx2
Product: deltex 2, E3 ubiquitin ligase
Exons: 9
Coding region: 464-2302 (612 amino acids)
Biological process (GO): Notch signaling pathway; protein ubiquitination
Cellular component (GO): nucleoplasm
Molecular function (GO): ubiquitin protein ligase activity; zinc ion binding
Source: RefSeq, a predicted model, not a curated record